Messenger RNA from Paecilomyces variotii, 1956 nucleotides. RefSeq lists its product as hypothetical. The record is from RefSeq and is a predicted model, not a curated record. The transcript has 5 exons. Bases 1 to 1956 code for a protein of 651 amino acids. Lineage: Eukaryota; Fungi; Ascomycota; Eurotiomycetes; Eurotiales; Thermoascaceae.
AUGCCGACAGACAGCCAUGCGCUGGCGGUGGAGCAAAUCCACCCUGACCAGGACGAAAAGGGCAUCGUACAGAAAGCUGGAGCAACGACUGGUUUGACGGAUGUUGGAUGGAAUCGACGACCGGAUGAUGUUGACAGCCCCCUUGUUGCGGGCUGGUCCAACGAAGAUCUCUGGAUGUUGAUCAGACGCUUCAAUAAGCAAAUAUACCGUGUCAAAGCAGUUCCAGAGCCCCCGAUGGCUGCUCUUGAUCUCAACGUAGCCGACGAUGAAGAGUUUUCACCGGACAAGCUCAGAAGCAAGCUGGAGCGACUUUAUGUCACAGUGAUCGUGUCACUCAUUGCCGCGGGAAAGCAUAUAGUGCGGUUGCGCUCCUGGAGGGAGCCACGCCGAACGGCGGCAUUUUGCGCGGUCUACUUUCUUGCCUGGCUCUUGGACCUCCUGACUCCUACUCUCCUCGGUACAGUCCUAGUUUUGAUCAUGUAUCCGCCUUCCCGGAAACUGUUGUUCCCUCCGGCUCCAUUGGCUCUCGUCGACUCCAAGACAGGAUCGGUUAAGACUCCCAAGGCAGGAGUACUAGGCUCACAUGAUAGUGUGACGGGUGCCCCAGAGAAGCAUCGCGGGGAGGCUGUCGAGCAAGAGGCCAGCAACCUCGUUUCCAGUGUAGCUAGUGUGGCCGUGGGAAGUGCUGUUGGAAAACAUGAUCAAGGGACACCAGAAGAUGAUCCUAUUGAAGGAUCAGCACCGGACCCCACGGAUGUUGUUGCCUCGUCGGCAGAUGCAGCGAGUGCUGGUCAAGGCGCAGUCCCAUCUGAUGCCCACGACAAGACUAGGGAGCCAAUGAAGAAAGAAGUCUGGGAAAAGGUGCAGCCAGUCAUGCGUAUUCUGAACGAUGUCUGUGAUACCUGGGAAAAGUUUGAAAACGCACUUUCUCCAAAGCCGCCAUUCUCUAAAUAUGCUCCCCUACAGUUAGCAGGAGUCCUGCUCCCUGCUUUCUUGGGUUCUCUCGUGACACCAUGCUAUGUGUUUGUCAAGAUGAGCACAUUCUUCGUUGGCUUUGGUUUCUUUGGAGACCCGAUCAUCAGACGCGGUAUGACGAUGUUGAACCACAGGUUCCCGCACUGGGAAAAACUCCUGGAGUUGCGAAACACACUUCUCAAGGGGAUUCCCACCAAUGCUCAGCUUGCGAUUACUCUUCUUCGAAUCGGCGAAGCGAAUGGUGCUCCACUCCCACCUCCUCCUGGCUCCGAGCUGGAAAGGGCCCCAUCGCGGCCUGCUUCACUGAACAAGGAGGAAAUUCCUUUGGACGCUUCGCACCACGAGAUUGAACAAGCCGCAACUGGACAAACAGCCGAGGCCAAACAAAUCACUGGAUCUGGAAACGACCAGAAAUCGCAACAGGGAGGCAAGCAGAAGAAGGGAUUCAUGUCGUCAGUUGUAGCAUUCAUCAGAGGAACUACUGCCAAGAGCAUGGAGACUAAGCUUGCUGUGGACCGUGCAAGGGCUGCUGUUGGUUCCAAGAACGCAAAGAAUCAUAUUGGUGUCCUCUCCCUAAAGGGUCAACAGCCGGCGCCUGGCGGGCCUGUCGAAUUCGAGGCUAGAUAUAAGGGCAAACGUGGGGCGAUCGUCGUCGAUACAUCCAAAAAGCCAGCCGUUGUUUAUUUCACCACCAAGCCAGUAUCAGAAUCUGAACAGUUUGACCAGAACAAGAAGAGCGAGAAAGAAGUUCUCUUUUCGAUGCCUAUCGAUGAUAUUCAGGAACUGAAGAAAGUCGGAGGUAUUGGAUGGAAAGGAAAACUCCUCGUCGGAUGGGCAGAAAGGCACAAAGAAGUCAUCGAUGGCUUGAUCCUUAGUGGCCCAGACCCGCAACGAUCCUAUCAUGUCACCGCUAUGAAGUCAAGAGACUACCUCUUCAAUCGCCUGAUUGCAAUUAACGGUCAGGUGUGGCAGACAUAUUGA